CCCUCCGAUAUUCUACUACUCCUUUGCUAAUAAAUACCCCCACUAGCUAAGUCAUCUCUUUCCCACAGCACAACACACUCUUUACAAUUCCAGUUUUUUGGCCUUGCAUUUUUGAAACUCUGGUAAGAAAGUAUUAGGAGUUGAUUUUUCGAGACACAUAGUUUCAGACAUAACAAUGAAGUUCGGUAAGAGAUUGAAGCAACAAGUCCAAGAAACUUUGCCAGAUUGGCGUGACAAGUUUUUGUCUUACAAGGAAUUGAAGAAGCUUGUUCGUUUGAUUUCAUCGGCACCACCUUUCUUGAAUGGAUCGAGUGAAUAUGGAAAGUCGGAGGCUGAGUUUGUGCGUUUGCUGAAUUGUGAAAUCGACAAGUUCAAUGCUUUUUUCAUGGAACAAGAAGAGGAUUUCAUUAUCCGGCAUGAGGAGUUAAAGCAGCGGAUUCAGAAAGUGAUUGAUGCUUGGGGGCCCAGUGCAAAACAGCCUUCAGAGGCAGAGUAUAAAGAGGAGAUGGGUAAGAUUAGAGUAGAAAUCGUCAACUUCCAUGGUGAGAUGGUGCUUUUGGAGAAUUACAGCAAUAUCAAUUACACAGGAUUGGCCAAGAUAUUGAAAAAAUAUGACAAGCGAACUGGUGGAUUACUACGUUGUGCGUUCAUUCAAAAGGUAUUGGAGCAACCUUUUUUCAUCACCGAUCUCAUAUCAAAGCUUGUCAAGCAAUGCGAAAACAUGAUAGAAGCAGUCUUCCCAGUAAAGGAAGAAGAAAAGGGAAAUAAAGGAAGAGAAACAAUAACAGUUGCUGGAGAAGAAAUUUUUAGGAAUGCAAUUACAGCUCUAAUGACCAUGAAAGAAAUUAGAAGAGGCAGCUCUACUUAUAGUCAUUUCUCCCUACCUCCUCUAAACUUAACAGACUCUGAUCUAAUCCCAUCAUUCCAGCUAAACUCUCCCAUAUCCAUUGUCCAAUAAAAUUGGAUUUAUGAGAUAUUGUUGUCACAUGACAGUAUAGUUCACAUUUUAUU
This is a messenger RNA of Populus euphratica (Euphrates poplar), 1011 nucleotides long. Its product is annotated as SPX domain-containing protein 3-like. Gene Ontology annotation, biological process: cellular response to phosphate starvation. The coding region runs from base 176 to 958 and encodes 260 amino acids. Lineage: Eukaryota; Viridiplantae; Streptophyta; Magnoliopsida; Malpighiales; Salicaceae. The record is from RefSeq and is a predicted model, not a curated record. The transcript is spliced from 3 exons.